AUGUCCUUUUCUCUCACACCUUUCUGUGGGCUCCAAGAUCGCAAUGUCAUCCUUAUCCAGCGCCUGGAGCUGAGCAAUGGCCAUUUGCGAGAAUACGCUUGUGACCAGUCUAAAAACUGCUCCAAGUGCGGGUUUGAAUGCCCCAACCUCGAAUUGCGGAUGGCUAUUGAGAGACACCACACUAAGGGAGCAGCAUAUCUCCUCGUCGCCGUCCCCAGGGGCAAUGUCAAGGAGUCUUAUCUCGGCAUUGCCCACACCUAG
This is a messenger RNA of Clonostachys solani, 261 nucleotides long. The record is from the annotation of a GenBank genome assembly. NCBI's taxonomy places the organism in Eukaryota, Fungi, Ascomycota, Sordariomycetes, Hypocreales, Bionectriaceae.